AUGUGGUUUCUCAGUCGCAUUAUAGGCAACGCAAGAACCGACGCCAAGAUAUGUGCUCGAUUUAAACCGAACGAUACCUAUGAAGUGAAACCAAAAGGCAGCCAAGACAGGAACAGUACAGUCAAAUUUCGAGUGUCAAGGUUCUCAGAGGCAGAUGUCAUCGGUUCCAGAUCAAAACCUGAUGUAAUUCUUUAUAGAAACGGCAUCAGUGUAGUGGUAGACGGCCAAGUUGUCACUGAAGACGAAAAGUACUUACAUGAUCAGCAAAUCCUUCAUAUUGGCAAAGGAAAUAGUGCAUACAAAAUCAGCUGGGAGCCAGUCAGCAUUUACCACGACAAGAGUCAGAAUCCAGAUGUACAUGCGAAGCUGAUUAAGCAAGGCGCACGCUUGGGUUUCUAUGUGAUCAACAGCAUCAAGAGCAAUUACGACAAGCCCACACAUUACUGCAUCUCGAUCAACCCGGAAUUAUACCAACUCUCCACAUUUGCCUGCCGUGCAUUAGCAUCCAACAAUGUUUACUUUAUUCGGCCUGAGUGGGUAGAAGCAUUGAGUGAAGCAGAUAAUAAGCAGCUUGAUAUCAAGGCUUUCAACGAAAAGAUACAACCCAUCACGGUAGACAAAUUUGAGGGAUUUGAACAAACAGCCAUCUUUGGACCAGAUGAAAGGCGCAAAAGGCUGUUUAAGAGAAUGGAAUUUUGGUUUUUUGAUCAACAGCAGUUUAAUCACUUUGCAAACCUUAUCAAACCAGUGGGUGGAAAGGUAGAAUUAAAGACGUGUGAGCAAGUGCUUGAGUUAGACAUUGAGGGAAAUCCACUGUUUGUCGCACCGCCCGAUUCAGACAUGCUGCCAAACUGGCCUGCUGUUCAUGAAAAGUAUUGCAAAGAGAUGGACGUCAUCCGUGUCUUAUUUGACAAGGAAAUCAUGUAUGCCAUCUUGUUUUGCUCUACCAACGUGAUGUGUAAUCCUGCUUCAGCACCCUUGGAGCAUAUGCACCCUGAUAGCGCCGUGUAUGCCUCCUUUGAAAGUGCAUCCUUGCAUCCCACCUCAGUCAAGCUGGAAUCGCUGGAUCCAACAAUGCCAGUGACCUAUCCGCAAGAUGACAUGAACUACAAUCAUCACUAUGAAGAGCGAGAUGACGGUGACUUCAUCCAAGUCAAGCCAGAGCCUAUGGAAUCCACCCAGCACAACAGUGUUAGAUUAGAACAAGCAGAGCAAGAGAAUGAUGAACAACAACAACAGCAGCGGGAGGAGCAUGUGCGUCCUAGAAGAGUAAUCAAAGAGGAAGUGCAUGAGGAGGAUCAAGAGAUGCAGGAAGCUCAUAAUGAAUCACCGCAGCAGCAGCAGCAGCAGCAGCAAGAUGAUCUUCCAGAUACUGUACCUGUGUCAAUGUCACCAAUAUAUCACAGCUCUCCAGCAUUUACAAGAGAAUCACCUAUUUCAGCAGGAGCGCCACCUUCACUACCACCAGCAGAUGAAGUACAAGAAGAGGCUGCGUAUGCCAACUCGCCGCCACCCAUGUCGUCGCCAAGCAUCAGUCAGCAGAUAGAACCCAUCAACUCUAUUCCAGCAUCUAUAGAUCUAGGAUUGGACGUCGACGCUCUUCUGGAUAGUGCUUUUGACAAUUUACAAUCGCAAAAGAAGAAGGACAAGGAAAAGAGAUUGCAGGAAGAGCAAGCAGCAAACAAAAGGAGACAAGAAGAGGAAAGAGCAACACAGGAGAACAGAUGCAAGGAAGAAGAGCGACAAAAGCUGUUGCAAGAGCAGAUUGUGAAAGAAAGAGCCGAGUACGAGGCACGGUUACAAGAGCGAACUGAUUACAAUGCGGGUCGUGGUGGCCAUUUGUAUCGGGAUGCUAUGAUAGAGGAGUAUGAUGAGGACGAUACACACGAUCCAGAAGAGGAGGAGGAGGAGCCACUUCAGGCACAAGACGAGCACAAUGACCAAGAAGCGCAUGAAGAAGAGCAGUAUCUUUCUGCACCUACAGAAAGCCAUCUAGAAGAAGCACCUCUGGGAUAUCACAAUGACCCUACCGUGAUUGGCGUGGUGGAACCAAAUCCAGAUCAAGGCCAGUUCUCCAGAAUCAUCUACAGAAAUCUAGAGGUGAAUCCUCGUCCACCACCACCGGCGAACGGCAUUGUGAAUUACAAAAAGUUUAAAAAGGUCAAGCAAUUUGAAAAUUACAGUAGUUUUGAGCAAAGCCAAGUAUCCACUGCUCCAGGAGCAGCAACAUCAUCAUCACUAAUCAACAACAGACGUCGAGCAAGAGGUAAAACUGAUAUGAGACUAUGA
Mucor velutinosus is the source of this 2289-nucleotide messenger RNA. RefSeq lists its product as uncharacterized. Gene Ontology annotation, molecular function: damaged DNA binding. Lineage: Eukaryota; Fungi; Mucoromycota; Mucoromycetes; Mucorales; Mucoraceae. The record is from RefSeq and is a predicted model, not a curated record. The coding region runs from base 1 to 2289 and encodes 762 amino acids. The transcript is spliced from 3 exons. Gene Ontology annotation, biological process: double-strand break repair via homologous recombination; mitotic G2 DNA damage checkpoint signaling. Gene Ontology annotation, cellular component: Mre11 complex.